Messenger RNA from Aspergillus pseudonomiae, 1746 nucleotides. Its product is annotated as CCR4-NOT core DEDD family RNase subunit POP2. The coding region runs from base 89 to 1552 and encodes 487 amino acids. The transcript has 2 exons. The record is from RefSeq and is a predicted model, not a curated record. Gene Ontology annotation, molecular function: poly(A)-specific ribonuclease activity; nucleic acid binding. NCBI's taxonomy places the organism in Eukaryota, Fungi, Ascomycota, Eurotiomycetes, Eurotiales, Aspergillaceae. Gene Ontology annotation, cellular component: P-body; CCR4-NOT core complex; CCR4-NOT complex.
CGCGAAAAAGGCCCGACCACUGAACUUGCCCAACCCCCCCUAUCACAUUUCAGAUGCAGGGCGAGCUGUCCACGUUACAGUCUACAACAUGCCACCUCCUGUCGGCAGAUACGGGCCUACUGGCCUGAGCGCCCCCUACACACACUUACAACAAGCCCACCUUCAACAACAACAACAGCAACCUCAACAUCAUCCGGCCCAUGCCCAGUCGGCUAACACAGCUCUUCCGCCUCCCUCCCUUGGCGGCCAUCCUGGUUUCGCCGCCGGGAAUCCGAAUACCAAUAUCAAUCCUUUUACACUGUCCGGAACCGGAAUUACGAACGGCAUGUCGGUCGCUGGGUUUGGCGCCGCAGAUGGCGGCGGCACAGGUCUCGCCAGCCAUGCGGCUCAGAUGGGCUUCGCGAGAGGGGCCCAAAUGCAGCAACAACAACUCCAUCAAGCUCAUGACGGCCGGUUAGCACUCGAUGCCAAAGCGGGCGCCGUGAAGACAAGGAUACGGGAUGUAUGGAAGCAUAACUUGGCCCAAGAAAUGGCCGUGCUACGGCAGUUGGUGGAGAAGUAUCCGUAUAUUAGCAUGGAUACCGAGUUCCCCGGUAUCGUUGCACGUCCUAUUGGAGCGUUUACGAACAAGGCGGACUACCAUUACCAGACCCUUCGGUGCAACGUUGAUCUCUUGAAGAUGAUUCAACUGGGAAUAACCCUGUUUUCUGCUGAAGGAGAGGUGCCCCCACCCAAUGCUACGGAUGCGAAUGGACAGCCCCUCGGGAAUAGUCUGGUGCCGGCCCCCUGCACCUGGCAAUUCAACUUCCGGUUUUCGUUGGAGGAUGACAUGUACGCACAAGAGUCUACGGCCAUGCUCGCCAAAGCUGGAAUUGACUUCUCCAUGCACGACAAGAACGGUAUUGACCCUUUCGAGUUCGGUGCGCUUUUGAUCAGCUCAGGCCUCGUCCUGCUGGAUGACGUCCACUGGGUGUCAUUCCACUCCGGCUAUGAUUUUGGCUACUUGAUGAAAAUCAUGCUCUGCAAGCCUUUACCGGAGAAUGAAGAAGAGUUCCACAAACUUCUCAAUAUUUUCUUCCCGUCGCUGUACGAUAUUAAAUACUUGAUGAAGCAUGCCGGACGCAAUCAGGCCGUCAAUGAUACUCCUCUGACACCAGCCGCCGCUCAGAUUCUCACCAACCUUGGUCAAAAGUCUGGACUUCAAGAUAUUGCCGACGAGUUGGGUGUCAAACGCGUGGGCAUUGCUCAUCAGGCGGGGUCUGAUUCGCUCGUCACCGGUGAAAUUUAUUGGAAGAUGCGACAGUUGGUUUUCAACGGCAGCAUUGACGAGUCCAAGUACUCUGGACAAAUCUGGGGGUUGAACGGUCAGAUGCCAGCAUUGUUGUAUCAGAUGCCUCAUCAGACACCCAAUCUCAACGGGGCUACAAUUUAUUCUGCUACUGGCACGCCGAGCACACCCAAUGCCGGUACACCUCAGCACCAGGGCCUCGGCGCACUGACGCCUGGCGCUGUCGGAGGAGUCUUGGGACAAUUUCAAGUUGGGAAAGCAUGAAAGUCAUAUAGCUAGGAUCUCAUUUGUCAAUGGGUGUUAGAUUCGGUUGGGGAGUUUAUGAUACGCUUUGCAUCAUUGUUCCUCUGCAUCUUUCCCUUUGUUUGGUCUCUUUGUAUAGGCUUCGUGUCUGAAAUUUUACAGGGAACUGUCGAGUAUUCCCCCCUCAGGGAUGCUCCAGAUCCCUGGACACUAUU